AUGGGGAGGUGGAGGUCUUUGCUGCUGUUGUGUGCACUUUGUUUGUCGGAGACUACCGGAGAGCCGACAAAAAAUGAUGAUGAGGUCAACCUCGUGAGUUUCCUGAGAGGAAUCUAUGCCGGACUCUUGCUGAGGGAUGACCCGUUGGUCCUCAACACGGAUUUUGGGAUAAACUCACUUGCUUCGGAAAGAUCACAGAGCUUCUCGUCCUCACAAGAAAGUGAAAAUGAGGACAAAGCAGUCAAAAAGACCGACAUUGGCCCAUUGGUGAUGACCAAAAACGGGCCAAUCAAAGGGAUUACGACAGACAAGGCCCAUAUAUUCUACGGGAUACCAUACGCGGACCCCCCGGUUGGGUCAUACCGAUGGAAGCCACCUAGACCUGUAAGUCCUUGGAAGGCGGUUUAUGAUGCCACCUUCCCACGGGCUGCGUGCAUGCAGGGUUGCAGAGGACCAAUUGCUGCGGAGUGUCCACAAAAUGUCAGCGAAGACUGCCUCUAUCUGAACAUCUUUGCUCCCCGAGAUGUGAACUUCAGUUCUCCACUGAGUAAUCCGCUUCCGGUGAUGGUGUGGAUCCACGGCGGCGAUUUCAUCGCCGGUUCAGCCUCAAAACCGCUGUACGACGGUCGCUUCAUGAGCAACUUCACCCACACUAUAGUUGUCAACCUGGAGUACAGACUAGGCGCCUUCGGAUUCCUCGUGUCCGGUAAAGACGCAAAGAUGUCAGCGGUGGGAAAUUACGGGAUUCUGGACCAGCAAGCGGCGCUUCUUUGGGUCCAACGGAACAUUGCGACGUUUGGAGGUGACCCCGGCAAGGUAACCCUAUUCGGAGAGAGCGCCGGUGCUCAGUCUGUCAGUCUUCACCUGAUGAUCCAAAGCAGCAAACCUCUGUUCAAGCAAGCAGUUCUACAGAGUUUACCUUUCUCCAUCCCUCUCAAAACCAGACACGACGCCCUGAAGCUCGGAAAGGAAUUUGCAAAAAAGACCAACUGCUCCGUCGGCGACAUCGUCUGCCUGCUGUCGCUCACGCCGCAGGCCGUCCUGGAAGCGCAGAUGAAAACAAGUUCCAAGCUCGUAAACCCAUUCAGAUUCCUGGAGGUCUUCGAAACAUGGGGUCCCUUCAUUGAUGGUGAGCUCAUCAAGGAGCAGGCGGUCACCGCUUUCCAGAAAGGCCACUGGCACGCGGAAAAACCGGUAUUGCUAGGUACAACCUCAGAGGAAGGUGUGAUCUUUGUGUAUGGCGUUUUUAGCAAGCCGGUGUCCGCCUUGGAGUCCAUCAUGUACGUCACGGCGAUCUUCAAACAACACAGCCUGAGGAUUUUGCACAAGUAUCUGCCUCUCUACAGAGACUCUGAUCGGAGAAAUAUGUUGGCUCAGAUAGUCACAGAUUUUGUCUUCCUGUGUCCAUCACGGAGGUCAGCGCGUGCCGCCACAGAAGCUGGCAGCAAAACGUGGAUGUACGUCUUUGACCACGUGACCUCAGACCCCCGCGUCUGGUCCGGUCUGACCUUCUGCUAUCGACACGUCUGUCACGGCGCCGAGUUGCCGUUCGUUUUCGACUCGGCCCCCGUGGCCGGCUUCGCCCUGACGCCCGCCGAGAAGCUGCUGUCCAAUCGCGUGCUGUGUCACUGGGGCGCUUUCGCCCACACGGGCGACCCGUCCUCAAGGUUCCGUCAGACGACCUUUUGCCGGGAGCAACGCCUGCCCGUGUGGCCUCGCUAUUCGGACACGAGCGGAUGGCUGGUCAUGAACUUGACAGUGCGUUCGCACGCGCAAGUGGGGACCAGGAACCACGUGUGCGAUUUCUGGGACCAUCUGGGUAUUUACUAA
Nerophis lumbriciformis (worm pipefish) is the source of this 1830-nucleotide messenger RNA. Lineage: Eukaryota; Metazoa; Chordata; Actinopteri; Syngnathiformes; Syngnathidae. The record is from RefSeq and is a predicted model, not a curated record.